Molecule: messenger RNA, 482 nt
Organism: Drosophila persimilis
Lineage: Eukaryota; Metazoa; Arthropoda; Insecta; Diptera; Drosophilidae
Exons: 2
Coding region: 24-368 (114 amino acids)
Source: RefSeq, a predicted model, not a curated record
UGGCCUAGUCAGUCUUUGUCAACAUGUCGUCGUGGAUUGUGUCCACCACAGAGCUGCACGACUCUGGGGCCAAUGGUAAUACCUACCGAUCUGGCGGAUCCCGCCACAAACGUAUGAUCCUAAUGGUGUGGCACAGUCUGACGGAGAAAUGCGAGAAAUUCGGUCAAUUUCUGAGGCGAGAGACGAACAAACCGCUGCCGAAAGAGUUGAGGCGAUCGCUGCGAUUAAGUAAGUCGUCCAAACGCAAAGGCUAUCGGUCUUGGGAGAGCGAGGCUGAUAAACGGCUGAUGCAAGAGCGCUUGAACGAACCGAUUAAUAUUUCCAUACGCAUGGGACCGGCCUAUGACUUCAGACCCUCGAACUCCUGAAUGGAAAGCCCUUUCGAAUUUCAGCCAAAAACCACCUCUGUUAACGCUCUGUUAAAUUAUCAUAAGUUCAAAAGUGCAAACCGUUAGCUUUUAUUAAAAGUUUCUACUUAUUUA